AUGUCAGACCUGUCAUCGGCAGAGAGAAAACGUGUGCGAGAUCGACGGGCACAACAGACUCUCCGCAACAAGAAGCUGCGCCAUACAGUCGAGCUCGAAGUGCAGGUGGCGCACUGUGAGCAAUACCACAAUGAGAAGGGCGUGCAGCAUCUCCUCGCGGUCAUUGAGAGUCUUCGGAAACAGAAUGAAGCCCUUGUGGCUCGGCAAAGAGCAUUACGCUCAAUGGUGAACUCAUGGGACGAGAGGUUGGAGCAGACAACACUAUGUGACUCGCCAACGGCCCAUGGUCAAACAAACGGAGAGCCCAGACUUUCUACACCUCUGGGAUAUCACACAUUUCCUGAGCCUCUCGAUGGGGCCACUUGUUCCUUGUCCCUGAAUAAUUUACCGACCUCGGUGGUAUCGCCACUACAACAAUCUCCCAAGCAUCACAAGAUAAACGACAAUGUGGACUGGAACAAACUCCCACUCUACUCGGAUGACUUUUCCCGUCUAAGAACCGUGACAUUUCCUUGGUUCGCUCACAUAGAGCAAAUCACGCCAUGCCCUGACACUCCCGAAUCACCCCUCGAUCUCCUAUAUGGCAGCAAUACCAAUCCACUGGCAAACAUGAUCCACAUGGCACUCGAAAGACGGCCAUGUCGCGACCCUGAGAGACUAGCAAUGGGAUGGAUUGUAUAUCAUUUUUCAAGAUGGGUCAUUGCGCCGAGUCCGAGAACAUACGAGAACUUGCCUCGCUUUCUACGACCUGUCAAAGACCAAUUGCAGAUCGAGCACCCCAUCGCGUUGAGCUGUGUUCCAUGGCCUAGUCUAAGAUCAAACAUGAUUCGUCAAUGGCAGCUUUACGAGAAUAAUCGCGAUGAUUUCUUUGGUUUGUUUGCCUGUUGCAUCAAGAUCCGGUGGCCGUGGGGUGUCAAGGUCCUUGAGCGUAACGAGGAGAAUGAAAUUCGCAUCAAGCCUGCUUUUUAUCAGACAUUCAUGAAAGAGGAAGGCUGGGGUAUCACUCAAGAGUUUAUCAAUGAGCAUCCGAAUCUCAUGGUAGGUAUUGAUGUCAGUUCACUUCUCUUCAACAUGACUUGA
This is a messenger RNA of Penicillium argentinense, 1080 nucleotides long. RefSeq names its product bZIP transcription factor. The record is from RefSeq and is a predicted model, not a curated record. NCBI's taxonomy places the organism in Eukaryota, Fungi, Ascomycota, Eurotiomycetes, Eurotiales, Aspergillaceae. Bases 1 to 1080 code for a protein of 359 amino acids. The transcript has a single exon.